Molecule: messenger RNA, 2066 nt
Organism: Styela clava
Lineage: Eukaryota; Metazoa; Chordata; Ascidiacea; Stolidobranchia; Styelidae
Source: RefSeq, a predicted model, not a curated record
AAAUAAGUGAAUCCAAUGGGCGAUUUCGAAAGCAUAAAGAAAAUUGCAAAGAAAAUGAUGCUGCUCCGCUAGUUUUUGCUAUGCUCAACUUAAUAAAUGUUCGUUCGCAGCUUGGAAAAGAUCUGAAAUGCUUCGCAGAAAUGAAUCCAUUCCGGGCGGGCUGUUCAAAAAUGUUCGUUGUUUGGGCUGUAGGAAUGUCUAAUGUUCGUUUUCCAAUCGAGGCCGGAUAUCCGAUCGGGGAAAAGAUGGGCCAAAAUACGUUUUGCUAGAAACCCAUGAUGAUAAUCCGGAUUUGGAGCCUGAUAUUAUCGACAGUUCGGGUUCGGGAGUUCGCUUUUACUACACAGAAAACCUUCGAAAAUAUGAUGCUGGAAUAAUUACAAUAUCUCAAUCGAUCCAGGGCGAUUCGGAAUCAACGAAAUUCGAUGAUACAGACUUUGAAGAAACGUCAGUGUUUUCUGUAGCACUACACGGCCACCUUGCAUCAAAAUCUAUGAAGUUGAGACAUUUCAGAGACCAAAAGGAAUUGGAGCCUAUUCAAAAGAUGAUCAUUACGACUUUGAUUAUCAAGAAUCUCAAUUCACGGAUGUGAAGAUACGUAAAAACGAUUCUUUCAUAAUGCAGUGCGACUACGACACGAUCGGAAAAACCAUUAUUACCACGGGCGGCUUGGGAACAAGAAACGAAAUGUGUACAGCAUUCGUGUUCCAUUACCCUGCACUAAAACUUGAUUUCUGCGAUUCUCGUGUUCCAGUUAUGGAAACCGAGGAAUCCUUUGUCAGUCUAGUUUGGGGACUUGGAGAGUUCGUAACUGAAGAGGAAGGUGACCGUAUUGCAAAGGAAGCACAAGGGAGACCGGUAGAAGUUAUGGAUGUUUUGGCUACAAUGGUCUUAAACAAAGUUGAAUGGACCGAUGAGAAAAGAAAAUUUGCGGAGAAGUACAUGGCUGAAUCGAAAAGGAGACCAUUUAGCACAUACAGGCAGAAACUGUUAUUGGGUUACAUGCAAGACAUCGUGAUUCCAAAGUAUGAACCAUUUAAAGAAAAGAAUAUGUGUUAACCUAGUGAAGAAAACUCAAAUAAUGGAACGUCAAUCAAAAUUGAGUCAACAUCAAAAGAGGUUGAAUCGCCUGCUAUGCUUGUCGUUAUGGCUGCCGCCCUCAUUCUUGUUAUAUUGAUUGCCGCGAAACUUUCUCUUUAAACGUGGCGUAUAGCAUGCUUUAGUCGAAUUAUUUGUGAAACUCACUGUCAUAUCAUGCCAUAUGUUAAUUGAAUAUAAUGUAUUCGAGCUCUCUUAACUAUAACUUUGUCAAUUUUCCGCACAUUAGUCAAAUAAAAAAUGCGUCCUUUUUGAUAUGAAACAUGGUAUAUAUGGAAGUAUAAUAUGCAGCAGAUAAAUGAAGAAAUCCUGGCAUAGCCAUUUCACUUGACUUUUUAUUAGGAGUAUUAUUACCUUUAAUUCUGAAUAAAUGAGUUAUAACAAUAUAUAUAAUAAUUUCUGUAUCUACACUAUAGAAAAUGUGUUUUGUGCUUUUUGUGGAAGUCAGGUCCUUUUCUAAUCAAACGCACCUUUGAGUGUUCUACAAUUAUUAUCCCACAAGAGUCCCAUAUACAGUAAAUUGAUUUCCAAGAUUUAAAAUAUAACUCACCUCGUGAUACCUUGUGCAAGCACUGACGUCUUCAGUUAACAGUCAGCCUUCCAAUUCUCAAUCAAUGUGUCACCUAUUCCAAUCUUUCGAUAAUACUAACCAACUUCCAUUGAAGAUCUUAUAUUUUUUUCCAUAAGACGUUCACAUCAUUUUCGAUUAUUUACACGCUUACCAGGCGUUAACUAGUCAUGAUAAUGAAUAGAGUGAAAGUAUUCCGCAACCGCCAUCGCACUAUCGGUUAAACACACAAACACAUAUGCACACAUCAGCACAACACCAUAUCUCGAGAUAAUUUGAUGAUCAAACAUUUUUACACAUACCCAAUUACAUAUGUAUGUAAGAAAUUGUUAUAUUACCAUUCGUUUUCCAUAAGUUGAUGAAAAUCCAGACUGGGCCAUUGACAGUUUGUUGGAGUCGC